This is a messenger RNA of Lagopus muta (rock ptarmigan), 1648 nucleotides long. It is a transcript of the gene PCYOX1L, whose product is annotated as prenylcysteine oxidase 1 like. The record is from RefSeq and is a predicted model, not a curated record. Gene Ontology annotation, molecular function: prenylcysteine oxidase activity. NCBI's taxonomy places the organism in Eukaryota, Metazoa, Chordata, Aves, Galliformes, Phasianidae. Gene Ontology annotation, biological process: prenylated protein catabolic process; prenylcysteine catabolic process. The transcript has 6 exons. Bases 1 to 1485 code for a protein of 494 amino acids.
AUGGCCCCGCCGCGCGCCGCGCUGCUGCUGCCGGCCCUGGCCGCCCUGCUGGCCGUCCCCAUGGCCGCCCGCGCCCCGCCUCGCAGCGUCGCCGUGGUGGGCGCCGGGCUGGGCGGCUCGGCCGUCGCCUACUUCUUGCAGCAGCACUUCGGGCCGCAGGUGCAGCUGGACGUGUACGAGCAGGGCGGCGUGGGCGGCCGGCUGGCCACAGUCACCGUCAACAAGCAGCAGUACGAGAGCCGGGCCGCGUCCAUCCACGCGCUCAGCCUGCACGUGCAGGACUUCGUCAAGACGCUGGGGCUCAGGCAGCGCCGCGAGGUGCCGGGGAAGAGCGCCGUGUUCAGCGGGGAGCACUUUGUGCUGGAGGAGACCGACUGGUACCUGCUGAACCUCUUCCGGCUCUGGUGGCACUACGGGAUCAGCUUCCUGCGCCUGCAGAUGUGGGUGGAGGAGGUGAUGGAGAAGUUCAUGAGGAUCUACAAGUACCAGGCGCACGGCUACGCCUUCUCCAGCCUGGAGGAGCUGCUGCGCUCACUGGGGGGUGAGGCCUUCGUCAACAUGACGCAGCGCUCGGUGGCCGAGGCUCUGCUGGAGGUGGGCGUCACGCAGCGCUUCGUGGAUGACGUCAUUGCAGCCGUGCUGCGCUCCAGCUAUGGCCAGUCGGUGCUGGUGCCCGCCUUCGCGGGAGCCAUGUCCCUGGCGGGGGCCCAGGGCAGCACGUGGGCGGUGGAAGGAGGCAACAAAUUGGUGUGCUCGGGCCUGCUGAAGCUGACCAAAGCCAACGUCAUCCACGGCAGGGUGACGGGUGUCUCUCUGCACAGCUUGGAGGGGAGAGCCCUGUACCAGGUGCACUACACGAGCAGCGAAGGCCAGGGCUCGGCAUUCUACGACAUGGUGGUGGUGAGCACUGCCCUACACCCCAGCAGGAGCAACUUCAGCUUCCAGAACUUUGAGCCGCCCAUUGACAACUUCCCUGGCACCUUCCAGCCCUCCGUCACCUCCGUGGUGCACGGCUACCUCAACUCCUCCUACUUUGGCUUCCCUGACCCCAAGCUCUUCCCCUUCGCCAGCAUCCUCACCACCGACACUCCCACCCUCUUCUUCAACGCCAUGGACAACAUCUGUCCUGUCAACGUCUCAGCAGCGUUCCGUCGCAAGCAGCCCCAGGAGGCGGCGGUGUGGAGGGUCCUUUCUGAGCAGCCGCUGGACAAGCAGCAGCUGAAGACCCUCUUCAGGUCCUACUACUCGGUGCAGGUGACGGAGUGGCAGUCACACCCCCGCUACGACUCGGCCAAGUCGCUGCCGCCCAUCGUGCUCCAUGAAAACCUCUUCUACCUCAGCGGCGUGGAGUGGGUGGCCAGCUCCAUGGAGAUGAUUGCCGUGGCGGCCAAAAAUGUGGCCCUCCUAGCAUACAACCGCUGGUACCAGGACCUGGAGAAGAUAGACCAGAAGGACUUGAUGCACAAGGUGAAGACUGAGCUGUGACGCAUUGGGUGGUGGUGGGCCCGGAGCUGCAGUCUGCAGUGGGCAGGGGUGUAUUUAUUGCCUUGGGAUCACCAUGGGGCUUGGGGCAGGGGGCGAGGGACAGGCUGUGUCCAGAUGACUUGAACAUGUUUUUCCUUCAGGAAUACAGCCCCUGUUGCUUGUC